CAAGUUUUAGAAAGGAGCACAGACUAGACUUCAGAAGAUUUGCUUAGAAUGGGAAAGGGGCUGUGACUGGGGGGAUAUGUCUUCAGCUUGUUGUCAAGAGUCCAGGUCUUGCCGUUUGAUUAGCUCUAUGACCUUUUACAGGUAAUAAGAUCCCUCUUGGAGGAGGGGUUUACAUCCAUAAAGGAUUUAAUAUACAGUACCUGACUACCUUAAGUGUAUGGUCAUAGGGCCAGUCCUGUGUACCCCACUUUGGGGCUUUCUGCCUGAGCAGCUGAGGGAGAAGCCUCAACAGGAAGAAGAAGGAGCUACCUUCAUCAAUAUUUCCUCUGCAGCUGAACUGGCUGGCAGGCAACCUGCAAUGAGGCACUGCUCAGAAGACCCCCACCUCUGCUGGACCUCCUGGCUCCUGGGAUUCAUCAGUCUCCUUCUCAAGUGUCCCUGUAUCUACUGGCAGAACACAAAGAAGAAAGGGCCCCUACCAUCACUGACAUCUAGAGAGAGUCAUGGAGAUGGAGGAGACAGUGCAAAGGGGAUCCGAGGAGGUUCUGUGUUGUUUCAUGUGAUCAAGAAGCAAGAAGCUGAACCAGAGGAGGUCGCAUGGGCCUUUGGCCCUGAGUCAAACUACAGAGUCCUGCUGCGAGUCCACCGUGGGGCAGACACUCCAACCUGGGUCAACCUCCAGGACAAGUACCAGCAGAGGGUCCAUGUGCCCAACAACUUGUCCCUGAAGAUUGAGAACCUGACCUGUGAGGACAGUGGACACUACCGGGCUCGAGUCAGCUUCCCUGGAGGAAUCGAACUUAUCCAGGUUUUCCUCCUCACGGUCUAUGAGCCUGUGCCCUUUCCCCAGAUUCUGAUGGGGUCAGCAUCCAUCACACCAGACCGGUGCAACGUCACCCUGGAGUGCAGAGCCUCUGGGGCCACAGAAGACCUGAAUGUGACCUGGGAGAACAAGGGCCUCCCCGAAGAAUGGGAGCAGAGAAGGACAUUAGAACCAGCCUCCAACUCACGCAUCCUGGCUGUCAGCUUGCCUACAGACCAGUCCAAUGUCAGCCUCGUCUGUGUGGUCAGCAACCCAGUGGGAAAUAAAACUGCCUCCUUCGACCUUGGGAAAGUCUGCGUCCAUGAUUCAUCCAACCAGGCCAAUACUAACCUCUGGCCAGGCAUCCUUGGGGCAGUUGCAGCUGUGUUAUUGAUCCUCGGAGGUGGACUGUACCUUUGGAAGACACGUAGGAAGAAGAUGGAGACUGGAAGAGGUGCAAGAUCACAAGAUGAUGAUGAUGACGAUAGCAGCCAGUAUGCAGAGCUGAGCCAGCAGGAAUCUCAACAGAGCUCGAACAAGGUUAUCAGAGAACAGCAUCUGAAAGAAAGGAUACCUCUCUCUACUAUCUACAGUGAGGUCUGUAAACCAGGUCAUGCUGUGAAGAUAAUUUAAUUGGAGGAAACAGAAGAACUGACAUUCCUAGGACACCUCCACCAGGAGCUUGAUCCCUGCAGACACCUGCCUCUUCCACCUCUCUGGUCCAGUUCCAACGGCCUUUAGUUUGCUGUAUUCUGAUCCUCCUGACCACCGUUACCUGGACCUAUGUGGUCCUACAACUUCCUCUGAUGCCCCUCCAAGCUGCCUCCCACUCAGGAUCCUCACAGUUGCAGAACAAGCCCUCCUCCUCUGCCAUUGAUUCAACUUCUGACCCCUCUCUUCUUGAAGCUUCCCAAAGAGGACCUUCCUGACUGUGUUAAUCCCCACAGCCUCUGGUGUGUGGUUGGUGUGUGUCUUUCUGAGAACCCGAUUCCAAGCAUGGGGACUGUGUGGAGAUGGUCCAUGCCACAGAGGAAGGAGUUAGGACCUUGGUGUUGGAUGCUGAGUUGGGGGUCCAUGGAGGCAGCACAUAUAGGUGGGAGCCCACAGAGGACUGGCCUGAGGCUUUCUCUGUGCCUCACAUGGGGCGAAGUCUGUGUGCCCCACAGUACACUUGUAUUGGGAAGAGUGUGUAGUGUACAUUAUAUACCUUAUUCUUGGCUACUUGUGUUCACCUGGACUUUGGCCUCAACUCGGCCCAAGGGCCCCAAACCCACCUUCCUUUAAAGUUGAAAGAGGAAUCUGUACCCCUUCACCCCCUUCCAAGACUUAUGUUUCUCAGAAAAGAAUCCUAGGACCUCAAAGUCAGGAGUUGCAUUCUUAGAAAAAUAGCUCCAGCCUGUCACUUUCUUGGAUAGGAGUACUUGGUCAUGAAGAUGGAUGUCAGUAUCCUCCGACCAUCCUUGAUGAGGCUUCCAGGGGAUAGGAAGAGUAAAUUUUGUGGGAAGAUCUGAACCAGACCUCUCCAGUUGCUUCUAUUGAAGAGUCCUGCUGGCUUCGGUCUCUAGGUCAGCCUCUUUUUUACUCACUCACAUCCCUCUGUCGGGAAUGAUGGUUCUCUUUCCCUGCUCCUUGCUCCCACCCCUCACUACUGGAACCCUACCAUCCUGCCCAAAGCCCUCUUCCUAACCACAUGUUUCAUGAUGCUUUUCUGGUUCACAGAGGUUUAGACAUGGUCUCUCCUAUACUGACCUUUUCAAACACAUGACUGAGGCCCUGCCACAGUCAGCCGUGAGAUUGCUCAUGAGUCUUCCCUGCUAGAUUCACCUAGGGCUUCCUCAGGAGGGUAUUGGGGCCACAGGAAACCAGUGCCAAGGAGACAAGGACACGCCCCUCUGUCUGUGAAAGGUCUAAGCAACACUUCUUCCUAACUCCCAGGGGGACACAGCAAACUGAGCCCCAAACAAGAGAUUGCUGAAGAUUUUUCUGGUAGUGAAUCUACAGGGAAUCAAAGAUAGACAUGAUGACCUCCAGCAACCCCACCUGUCCCGGAGGUUGGAGGCAGGGAUAUCCCCACUCCACCAAUAGCCUCACACUGCCCGAAGACCUGUUUCAGCCACACUUUGGUGUGGGGGAGCUUAUCCUUUCUCUGGAGGUCCUCACCUCUUGGAAGCCCCUGCUUCCUGCCUUUGGCCCCAGCUCUUGGGUCAGAAGUGGGCUCAAUCUAGUACUGUGAGCUGCUGUGGCUUCUCAUCUGGCCCAGAUUCCUGGGUCACUUGGUUCUCCUCCUUGCUCAGCUCAGUUCAGCUGCCUCAUAUCUGCCUUCAGACUGUAUAAACGUGGUCCCUGCUGAGGGCCUGAGCAUUGUGAGCAAUACUAAGAGCCUGCUGGAUGGUGAACAGGUGAGGGAGGAGGGGGGGGAUCUGUAAUAGGACACCAUUUCUGAUCUCCUGUCCCUCAGGUGGAGCAGAAAACUGAGGGAGAGAUAGGCUCCAUCUCCUCAUGGACAUCUCAGGUAACUGAUCAUGGCUGGGCAUCAGUGCCCAUAAGCCCAAGAGCAUUGUAAGAUGGGACCAUCCAGUAGCCAUUCCCACCCCACCAAAAUUAGAAAAAGAUAAAAUGAAGGGACCUGGUUUCUUCUGAACCUGUAAUGAACCAGGGUUUGUUCCAUGCAUUUUAGAAAUAUUAUUCUUCUAAUUCUUACAAUGACACUCUAAGGUUGGUAUUAUUAUUCCUAUUGUGCAGGACAGAAAACCAAUAUCUCAAACUAGUUGGUGGUACAGCAAAACCUUAAUCUAACAAAGUUCAUAGCUUACCCCUUCAGCAUUAGUCACUGAAGACCUUGGAAUUCUCCAGUAUUCAGGUGGGAAUAUCCUCCAAUUUUUUUCUCUCCCAAGGAUCCCAGACUCUGACUGAGGUGCCUUAGUAUCCUCACUGAUAUGGAGCAGCUGGUAGUUAAAAAGGAAUUACUCCUGAAGUAGACAAUGUGGCCUUGGUGGGUGGGAAACAUAGAAUGAGAGACCUUGACUUCUGAUGCAGAUGAGACAUUUUAAGGGAAGACAUUUCUGCCCCUUGGGUCUCGGUCUUUCCUUGUAAGGUAUGUGUGGAUGUCAUCACCUCAUCUUCAGACCAGCUUCCCUUUUGCAAUGUUAUUCAUAAAAUCAUUCAACAUUCAAUAAA
Messenger RNA from Cervus elaphus (red deer), 3979 nucleotides. Its product is annotated as SLAM family member 5-like. The transcript has 8 exons. Lineage: Eukaryota; Metazoa; Chordata; Mammalia; Artiodactyla; Cervidae. The record is from RefSeq and is a predicted model, not a curated record. The coding region runs from base 218 to 1435 and encodes 405 amino acids.